Trichogramma pretiosum is the source of this 1662-nucleotide messenger RNA. RefSeq names its product pyruvate dehydrogenase E1 component subunit beta, mitochondrial-like. Gene Ontology annotation, biological process: pyruvate decarboxylation to acetyl-CoA. The transcript is spliced from 6 exons. Gene Ontology annotation, molecular function: pyruvate dehydrogenase (acetyl-transferring) activity. The record is from RefSeq and is a predicted model, not a curated record. Lineage: Eukaryota; Metazoa; Arthropoda; Insecta; Hymenoptera; Trichogrammatidae. The coding region runs from base 499 to 1617 and encodes 372 amino acids.
CAAAAAAUGAGUAAAGCCGACGAUGUUAAGGGUUUGAUUAUUUUAACGUACACGUUGAUUCAUUUUUAUUGUGAAAUUUAAUCAACAAUUACGUUGUGUAAAUAAAAUACUUUCAAAAUAUCAAUUCAAGUUGGAUUAUAGCACUUUUUUCUUUUGGUCAAUCAAUAAUUUUUCUUUAACCAAUAAUUCAUCACAUCUUUCACCUGAGCUACUUUAAUGGAUCAUCUACUCUACGCUAUAGUAUUAUCCGAAUUUCGUUUACGUUUCUAAUGAGCAACUGAAAAUGAAUAUUCUUGGUUUGUGACUCUACAACUUGCAAAAAGUUUUUAUUUUAGAAGUUGAAGAUAAAAAAAUAUGGCUGCGCAAUAAUUUUGUUUUAUCGCGUUAGUUCCACAAUUGAUCAACAAUAGUAAAGUCAGUAUUCGUAACGUCAUAUCUAUUUGAUAAACGGGACUCUCAUCGCUGCUUGGAUAAAAUUGCAAUAAAAUCAACUCGUAAAUGAUGUCGUUCCACAUCAGAGUGUACAAGUUACUGCAGCUGGGCAUCGAAAAAGGUUCGUCUUGGAAUCGAUUUUUUUCAACUACGCAAAGCUUCCGUGCGACAAAGAUGACCGUAAGAGAUGCCAUAAACUCGGCAAUGGACGAGGAAAUAGAACGAGACGAUCGGGUAUUUUUGAUAGGCGAAGAGGUGGCUCAGUACGACGGAGCCUACAAAGUGUCAAAAGGUCUGUGGAAGAAGUGGGGCGACAAGCGAAUCGUCGACACACCCAUAACCGAGCAGGGCUUCUGCGGCAUGGCGGUCGGCGCUGCUAUGGCUGGCCUGCGACCCAUCUGCGAGUUCAUGACUUUCAACUUCUCCAUGCAAGCCAUCGAUCAAGUCAUCAACUCGGCAGCCAAGACCAAGUACAUGUCGGCCGGCAUGGUCAACGUGCCGAUCGUCUUCCGGGGCAAUAACGGCGCCGCGGCCGGAGUCGCCGCCCAGCACUCUCAAUGCUUCGCCGCUUGGUACACUCACUGCCCCGGCCUCAAAGUCGUGGUGCCGCAUACAUGCGAGGAUCACCGGGGCCUCUUGAAGUCCGCCAUCAGAGAUCCCGAUCCAGUCGUCUGCCUCGAGAGCGAAAUGCUGCUCAACACGGAAUUCGAGCUGUCGGACGAGGCCAUGUCCAAGGACUUCCUCGUGCCGAUCGGCAAGGCGAAGAUCGAGCGGCCGGGCAAGGACAUCACCAUCGUGUCGUUCUCCCGCGGCAUGGACGUGGUGAACGCGGCCGCGCUCGAGCUCGCCGAGAAGGGCAUCGACGCCGAAGUCAUCAAUCUCAGGUCGCUCAGGCCCAUGGACAUGGAGGCGAUCUACGAGUCCAUCGGCAAGACUCACCACCUCAUCACCGUGGAGAUGGGCUGGCCGAGCUGCGGCAUCGGGGCCGAGAUAGCCGCCCGGCUCAUGGAGUCGGCGCACUUUUACGAGCUCGACGCGCCGGUCAUCAGGCUGACGGGCGUCGACGUUCCGAUGCCCUAUGCCGCGAGCCUGGAGGCGGUCUCGAUACCGCGCGUCGACGACCUCAUGCUCUGCGUCGAAAAGGUGCUCGGGACCAAGAGGAUGGGUGCGGCUAAGAAAAUCUGAAUGGAACCAAUUUGCCUGUCGAUUUUGUGACGCAUUGACAAUGCU